UCAAAAAUAAUUUACCCAACAAUGAAAACUCUUCCAUGGUAGUCGAAAAAUCCAUUAGUGAGUAGAAUGUGACCAUUAAAGAAUGCAUUGGCUGCCGUAGACAGUAGUGAUUAAAAUUGUUCCUCUGCCUUUACUUAUUAUAAUGACCCGACAUUUUAAUUGGAAUGUCAAAACGUCAACUUCCUGGCUGUUGUACUUCAUAUUCGCUCUAGUAGGUGAAGUGUCAAAUCAAUCUUUUCAACGUACCAACGAAAUCGGGACGCAACAAGAACUAGACAAAACAAUAAUAUCAAGUGCCAAUGCUGGUGAACAGUUGGUGGUAUCGAGUCAUUCUUCAGCAGGCGCUGUCCACCCUGUAAGGGCACCUAACCUUCAACAUCAUCAGCACCACGGUCAUUGUCGUGGCUAUGACAACGUGAGAUCUAAACGUUCGGAUGCACACUUGCAACAACAUAUGGCGUGGAGUAGUGAUGAUGAUGUUUACGAGAGGUUUUUCAAACGUAGUCACCACACCAAACGACACGGUCGGCACUAUGCCCACCACAGUCCUUAUGUAAUAUAUCAGGAACCCCAUCACAAUAGUCAUCAUCGUCACCUUUCGCUUCACCAACAUAAUGUAGAGCACAGAAAAGAGCAUCGCAAUCAUCAUCGAAACCAUCAUCGGCACUACCAAUACUUCCAUGACUCGGGUGAGAUGGAAAAAGGAGACUUCGUUCAUCUUGCUUCACCCUAUGUUGAAGAAGAUCCCAGCAGACCACAUCUAUCCCGAGAAGUUCUUCCAAAUGAAAACCACAAUGACGCUGCAUCCUCGCUUUCUGCCCAUGACCCACAUCAUAAUCUUCAUUGGCCAGUUAAAAAGGAGGCAGUUGUCGAAGGUGACGUUGUCCUCGGUGGCUUGAUGAUGGUUCACUCAAGGGAAGAUAGCAUUAUUUGCGGACCAAUAAUGCCACAAGGUGGAAUUCAAGCUCUCGAGGCGAUGCUAUUCACAUUAGACCGAAUAAAUGAGAAUCAACUGCUCCCGAACAUAACUUUGGGUGCCCAUAUCCUUGAUGAUUGCGAUAAGGACUCGUACGGAUUGGAGAUGGCUGUUGACUUCAUAAAAGGUUCAAUAAGCAACAUCGAUGACACGGAAUACCACUGCAACAAGACGCACAUUCGGAAAGUUAUUUCAGGCGUUGUCGGAGCUGCUUCCUCAGUAACAUCCAUCCAGGUUGCGAAUUUGCUCCGAUUGUUCCGAAUUCCACAGGUUUCAUUCUUCUCGACCAGCCCAGAACUCAGCAACAAGCAGCGUUUUGAAUACUUUUCACGUACAAUUCCCUCAGAUCACUACCAGGUGAAGGCGAUGGUAGCUAUCGUCCUGCGAAUGGGAUGGAGUUACGUGUCCAUAAUCUACGAGGAAAGUAACUAUGGAAUCAAGGCAUAUGAGGAGCUCGAGGAAUUGCUGGCCAAACACAAUAUCUGUAUAGCUGUCAAGGAGAAACUUGUUAAAGAUUCUGGAGUGGCCAAGGACUGGGCAUACGAUAAUAUCGUACUGAAGCUACUGACUAAGCCACGGGCGCGAGGUGUGAUAAUCUUCGGGUCGGAUCAGGAGGUUGCGGGCGUGAUGAGGGCAGUUCGCCGGAAUAAUGCGACUGGAGCAUUUUCCUGGAUUGGGUCGGAUGGUUGGAGCGCUCGUAAUUUGGUUUCGGAUGACAAUAAACCAGAGGUGGAAGGCACGCUGUCAGUUCAGCCUCAGGCGAAUCCUGUCAAGGGUUUCGAAGAAUAUUUCCUGAAUUUAACGGUGGAAAAUAAUUUGAGAAAUCCGUGGUUUGUCGAAUUCUGGGAGGACCAUUUCAAAUGCAAAUACCCCAAUAGCCCUUUUACCCCGCAUAACCGAAACUUUACAAAAGUUUGCACCACAAAGGAGAAAUUGACCAAGAACAAUACAGAUUUUGAGGACCAAUUGCAAUUCGUUAGUGACGCGGUUAUGACGUUUGCACACGCUUUAAAGGAUAUGCAUCGUGAUUUAUGUGGUGGUCGACCAACACUCUGUGAAGCCAUGAAACCCACGAAAGGCGCAGAUUUGCUCAAAUAUCUUCGAAAGGUAAAAUUCCAAGGUCUAAGCGGUGACCACUUCAAGUUUGAUGCGAAUGGUGACGGACCGGCCAGGUACAACAUAAUUCACUUCAAACAGGUCGAGGAGGACAAAUACAAGUGGAUCAAAGUGGGCGAAUACUAUGAGGGUGAGCUACGCCUUAAUAUGUCAGAAGUGCAAUUCAAAUUGAAUCAUCCAAAGCCACCUGAGUCGGUUUGCAGUCUGCCAUGUGAAAGAGGUCAAGCUAAGAAAUACGUUGAGGGUGAAAGUUGCUGUUGGCACUGCUUCAAUUGCUCAAUGUAUCAGAUCCGCCAUCCUGCUGACGAAACACAAUGCUUAACUUGUCGACUGGGAACUUUACCGAAUCGCUGGAAGGAAGUAUGUCAGGAAAUUCCCGAAGUUUAUUUACGACCGGAAUCAGCAUGGGCAAUAGGUGCCAUGUCCUUCAGUUCGAUUGGCAUCCUUAUCACUCUUUUUGUAGUUAGUGUAUUUUUGAAACAUAACGACACACCCGUGGUUCGAGCGUCUGGCCGUGAACUGAGCUAUAUUCUUUUGGCCGGGAUUCUCAUGUGCUAUUUGGUCACUUUCGUCCUUGUGCUGCGUCCCACAAACAUUGUCUGUGGCUUGCAAAGAUUCGGAGCCGGCUUCUGUUUUACUGUCGUUUAUGCUGCGCUUCUUACCAAAACAAACAGGAUAGCGCGGAUAUUUAAAGCUGGCAAACAGUCGGCUAAACGUCCAUCUCUCAUAAGUCCAAAGUCGCAGCUAAUCAUAUGUGCAUGUUUGAUGUCCGUUCAGGUCCUCAUAAAUGGAGUUUGGAUGGUUAUUUCACCAGCACACGCUAUCCAUCACUAUCCUACACGUGAGGAUAACCUCCUCGUAUGUGACUCUUAUAUAGAUGCAUCAUAUAUGAUAGCUUUCUUCUACCCUAUUGUUUUAAUUGUUGUCUGCACUGUUUAUGCUGUACUUACACGAAAAAUACCGGAAGCAUUUAAUGAAUCAAAACACAUUGGUUUCACCAUGUACACAACUUGCGUGAUUUGGCUGGCUUUCGUUCCCUUAUACUUCGGUACAGCGAAUCAUGUCCCGCUAAGGAUUACAUCGAUGUCUGUGACUAUCAGUUUGUCUGCAAGUGUUACGGUGGCAUGUCUAUUUUCUCCUAAGCUUUAUAUUAUCCUUAUUCGACCGGAACGAAACGUGCGGCAAAGUAUGAUGCCGGCACGGUAUAGUGCAAUAAAUCGUGGUACAGGAUCUGGUCCAUCGUCCAUGAUGGCUCCCAUUAUGGUUACAGCGGCCACCUGUAACCAAGAUGAAAAGAUGCAGAAGCAUAUUCAGUCGCCAACCACAGAAGCAGCGGAAAAUGGAAAGCUGAAAUUCACGGAGAUGGCUACGCAAACCGUCAAUAUUUCCAGUAUAUUUACCAAAAUCGACAGCAUCGCUCUCAACUGCAAUUUACCAUAUGCAGAUCAAAACGUGCCAAAUAGCGUGGAUAAUCUACAAAUAGCGAAUAAUAACAAAAUCAAUGCCCAUCAUCCGGUAACGGUGACGUUCAACCUGGACACAGAUAAAGAUAAACGCGGAGUCAUAGAUACAAGCUUAUAGCAAGCUGCUGCAGCCACAAGUGAAAUUGGUAUGUGUGCUACAAUUGGUGCAAUAGGUGACCUGAGCAAUGCUAAUGAGGGUUGCGGUGACAGCGAGGGUGUUGAUAGAAGUAGUGAUUCAAUUAACCCAGGACACGAUAGUGAUGAAGAGGGUGUGGCGGCAAUGAACAAGCAACAGCAACAGCAACGAAAUGCUAUUCCAGUUUAAGAGAAGAUUUUUUUACUAAUUUUCAUGGAUUUUCUUCCGUCGUCAGUUUUAGUUCAAUUUCACGCUUGUUUGGGAAGCUAAUUACCUCUCCUGAAAUUUCUAAGAAACACAAGACGCAAUUACAGAUUUUAUGUGGAAUCCAGUAUUCGAAAAUCUUAAUGAAAAUUUAAAGAAACCCAGAUUUCAACAUAACAAGUUAUAACAGGGAUAAAAUUAGCUAAUUUGAAAAGAAAUCGAAAGAAGACGACGAAAUCGUUACUUCGAAAAAAAAUUUACGCAAGAACGCAAGACGAAACUAAGAUAAACUUAUAUUGUGAUAUGUAUCUAAAAAUAACAAUUUGUGUAGUUAAAAAAUCAAAAGAGAAAUACCAAAAGAGUUUCAGAUCCACUAUGUUAAGUUAGGCUAACAACAAUUAAUUUACUGCUAGGAAAAAUGUAAAGAAUCGUUUCCAUUCUAUUAUAGUUAAAUUUAGGUAGUGAAAAACCUUGAAUACUUGUAACCAAUACGGCUUCAAUCAGAGAAAGCGUUACGACACUUAUAUCGGUUUUCCUGUAGUUUUUCAUUUAAAAAUUGAACAAUUAGAUUGACAACAAAAUUUUACUCCAAUCAAUUUUCUCAAUUGAAGUAAAAUUUUGUGAAAUUUCCCCAAUAAUAAAAGAAAAACGAGAAAAGUGUAGUCUGGUUCGUUUUCAUGUUGUGUUCAAGAGCCCUGAACCCUUAAUGAAAUCAAAGAACCAACCAUUCAUAUGUAUAACGCCUAUACUCUGUACAUAGCAUUCUAAAGUUUAACUCUAACAAAAUACUUCACAAUUUAAUAAAUCAAUGCUAAAACUAUUAAUCGAAACUGAAAACAACUAAAUGAAAUUAAUUAAAAACUUCAAAGUUUAAUAUUAAUACGAACAAUCAAGCUAAAAAGUAACAAUUGUGGUCGUACUUGAAAAUGGACAAAAUACAACAAAUUGAAUAAAAUAAAUUGGAAAAAUGAAGAUAAAAGAUAAAAGAUAUAGAAAUAUCAUGAGCGAAAAUUAAUGCAUUUAAUGUCUUUAACUGAAAAUUGGUGAUGCAAAUUAUUGAUGUAAAUGUGAAAUAUUAUAUGAGUAAUGUUAUAUAUUAAAGUAAUCUUAUCGCAAUGGAUUAUGUAAAUAUAAUAAAUUGACAUGUCAAAAGCUUGAAAAAGCCAACAGACAACUGAAGAAUUACAUAGAUAAGAAAUUACGGAGUAAAAAUGUUAAUGGUGACAAAAUUGAAAUAAAAUCAAUUGCGAACAACUAAA
This is a messenger RNA of Hermetia illucens (black soldier fly), 5154 nucleotides long. Its product is annotated as metabotropic glutamate receptor 2-like. Gene Ontology annotation, molecular function: G protein-coupled receptor activity. The transcript has 18 exons. Gene Ontology annotation, cellular component: membrane. NCBI's taxonomy places the organism in Eukaryota, Metazoa, Arthropoda, Insecta, Diptera, Stratiomyidae. Bases 143 to 3673 code for a protein of 1176 amino acids. The record is from RefSeq and is a predicted model, not a curated record. Gene Ontology annotation, biological process: G protein-coupled receptor signaling pathway.